AUGAAAGACUGCCAACAUACAUUACGAACUUUAAUUAUCGAUAACUAUGACUCUUAUACAUUUAACCUGCUUCAUCUCUGGAACAAAUCCAGUGCUGAUAAUAACAGCAAAGCGACUCAAAAGUGCUUUGGCGCUACCACUAACAAUGUUAUAAUAAUUCGAAACGACCAAUUUGAAUGGGAUUACUUCAAAACCAACAUCCUUCCGUACUUUGACAAUGUGAUCAUAUCACCGGGACCAGGUAGCCCCGAAAAAGCUUGUGAUUGUAAUGUUCCCGUUCUGGGCGUGUGCCUGGGGCAUCAGGGAAUUGGGACUGCUUUUGGGGCCAAGGAUUCUUUAUUUUUUGGAAUUCCCGACGCUUUUUAUGGUGUACGAUAUCAUAGUCUUGUGGUUGAUCAUCAAAACCUACCAUCAGAUCUAAUGAUUACCGCUUGGUUUUCUUCUAAUGAGGAGGAAAAUAAUCGUUUUUCAUCUUCGGAAUUAAACAACGGAGCGGCAUACAUAAUUAUGGGUCUCCAACAUAAAUAUAAACCUUAUUAUGGCGUUCAAUUUCAUCCCGAAUCUAUAUGCACAGAAUACGGCCACCAAUUAGCGAAAAAUUUUCAAAAAAUUACUUACUCUUUUCUAAAAAAGCGUGGAAGAUUUUUCCAACACCAUGAACUUCCUUCACAUAUUCAAGAUAUUUCAAUUAUCCCAACAUUCAUUAGUAGACCUCGAGAAAUAUCAUCAUCAUCUUGUACAUCUCCCAAAUACCACAUAGUUCUUAAAAGACUCAAUGAAAAUAUCUGGAUAGACUCGGAAAAAGUGUUCGAAAAUAUCGUGUCAGUUGAUCCAUCAUUAUUAGGAACAUGGUGGCUGGACAGUGCUAGGCGACCAGAUCCUCAAAGUCGUUUCUCAUUCAUGGGAUCUACUCCAUCUGAGGCAAAUGCAUUCUCCGUUUCCUAUGCGACAUUACCCAAAAGACUUCAGAUCACAUGUUCAAAUGGAAUCGUAAUGUCAAAAGUAUUAACUGGAGGUAAAACAUUUUGGGAUUGGAUGUCUGACACUAUGAAUCUUUUUAAUAAAUGUGUUACCAGAACAUGCGUAAUCAUUGAUGGCCAUCAACAUGACGAUUUGAUAAGUCAACAAGUCCCAUUUGAUUUUCGACUGGGAAUGAUGGGAUAUUUUGGGUAUGAGAUGAAACGUGAAUCAUUGUCCGGAUAUGUGAUACCACAAGAACAAUGGAAGAAAAAUAUUUGUAAUCAGGUUGACGCGGCAUUUAUAUUUGCUACGCAGGCAAUCGUGUUUGAUCAUCUUGAGAAGCGAAUAUGGCUUGCUGGAUUAAUACGUGAAAAAGAGCAUUCUGUUAAUAAUGUUGAGGAUAUUAAAGAUGUGCUCGACAUUACUACGGGAUUUUCACCUCGUGAUUUCACGUCUUGGAUUAAGGCAACUGAGAAUCGUUUACUUUGCUUAAUAAAAGGGCAAUUUGGUGGCAGUGUAUUGAAACUGAAUUUUAAUAAUCAUCGAUGUAAAGACAACAAUGGACAGUCUUCUAAUUACAUAGAGAAUAAAUCUGAUAAAAAGCGCAUAAACAAACAUUCGUUAGAAUCCCAAAUACCAUCAUCAUCAUCAUUAUUUAUUCCUGAUAUAGAUUACCCAUCAUAUAUAAGUGCUAUAGAACAAGCACGUUCAUUUAUACACGACGGACAAAGCUACGAAAUAUGUUUAACCACUCAAAUUCGUACAACCUUAAAUCAACGACUAGAUGACUCCCUCGAGUUAUAUAAACAUCUUCGAAGAAAAAACCCAGCACCUUUUUCAGCAUUGUUUGAUUUCGCCGCUGAAGAUUCGAUAAUCCUAAGUUCGUCUCCUGAAAAAUUUAUAGAGAUUUCAAGUGAUGGAUGUGUCGAGAUGAAACCGAUAAAGGGUACGGUGGCUGUUGCCUCUGGAUGCUUUUGUGUGGAUAAAUGUGACAAGGGUAAACAAUGUGAACUGAAUCGGAAAAAAGAAGAUCGUAAACGAGCACAGUCCUUGGAGUGCAACGUCAAAGAACGAGCGGAGAAUUUAAUGAUUGUCGAUUUAAUCCGUCACGAUUUGGUGCAUAUAUGUCUACCAGAAACAGUUCGAGUCCCAUUAUUAAUGAAAGUAGAGACUUAUGAAACCAUGCAUCAACUAGUAACGACUGUUCAUGGAUCUUUGAAGAGUGACAUAGAUUGUGUAGAAGCUGUGCGUAAAUGUUUCCCCCCUGGUUCUAUGACUGGAGCACCUAAACUACGCUCCGUGCAACUUUUGGAUGAACUUGAGAAUCAUAUACCUCGUGGGGUUUAUUCCGGAUGCUUGGGAUAUCUUUCAAUCGGGGAUGGAACGAAAGCUCGACAAAAAGGCAGUGCGAUGUUUAGCGUUGUUAUUCGAACGGCGGUUGUUGGAAAUGGGACUGAUUUGUCAAUUGGUGCUGGUGGUGCAAUUACUUUUCUUUCUAAUGCGGAUGAAGAAUGGCGCGAAGCGAUGUUAAAAGCGCAAUCAGUUAUCCCAAGUGUUUUAGCAUUUACCAAUGAAACACAAGAAACUGCAACUACAAAGAAGAAGAAGACGACGACGAUAAAGUUUUAA
Molecule: messenger RNA, 2589 nt
Organism: Ambispora leptoticha
Lineage: Eukaryota; Fungi; Glomeromycota; Glomeromycetes; Archaeosporales; Ambisporaceae
Source: the annotation of a GenBank genome assembly